Messenger RNA from Scylla paramamosain (green mud crab), 9462 nucleotides. RefSeq names its product WD repeat-containing protein 17-like. The transcript has 26 exons. The coding region runs from base 729 to 4952 and encodes 1407 amino acids. Gene Ontology annotation, molecular function: protein binding. NCBI's taxonomy places the organism in Eukaryota, Metazoa, Arthropoda, Malacostraca, Decapoda, Portunidae. The record is from RefSeq and is a predicted model, not a curated record.
UCACUAUAAAGUGUUUAAUCCCGGCAUAGAAUAUCCACGUCAGUUCUGCCAAUAUAAUAGUCCUGUGUCUCGGGAAGUAGUCAAGAUGAAUCGAGGUGACUUUCACUGUAUGUGUGCAGCAUUCAGAGCAAACAACACACUGAGCCAUAUUUAGAAUGCUAGUGGAAGCUGGCACCGCAGCCCAUUCCCGACACAAAUGGUUCAGUAUAAUGCCUGUUUACUUGCUUACAUUUAAGUUAGGUCACAUCGGUUCGUGCCCAUUUUUUGAUGGCACACUUAUAAAUUCAAUGAAAUCAGCGCUCCAUGAGACAAGUUAGCUCACAAAAUAAAAAUAAAAUAGUAAUACAUCGGAAGAGUUUAAUCAGGAAGAGCUGGGCUGGUGAAAAUCAAUAAACUUAUCUGAUUAGAAUGACGGAGAAAGAAAAGACGCUGAUUUACAUAGUGCUAAGCUAUCUAGCCUUUAUUACUAUUUAUUGCAUACACGGGCAGUGAAAUAUGAACACUUCAUAUGACACAUGAGGCCACUUUCUGCAAUAAAAAGAGGCGAGUGAUUGGUUGCUAAGCGACGGCGUAAUGUAAACACAGGCAGCCGUCAGGGGAGGCAGGGACGGCACGGCUGCAGAUGACAGAGGCGACACCAGGAAACACAGCAAUAUUACUUCAGCACCAGACAGUAGCAGUAGCACUACCACAAUGAACAAAUAAUGAAGAAAUAAAGUCAGGGAGUUAUGUCUCGCUGGAAAAAGAAAUCAUAUGACGGAAUCCACAAUUAUGUAGAGAAAAUAGAGGAUGUUUUAUUGAGCGAGAGUUCCUGGUCCACCACUGACUCGGAGUGCUCAGGUUGUAUUCACUUGAGUAGGGAAGAGAGCUUGCAGAGUGAGGGCUUUAGUGGCCCAGGACUGGAACUGGCAACUCUUCCUCCCAUUCAGACAUUUGUUGCAAACAGGGACAAUAGUUCUGCUUGGAAUAUCCAUAGCAAUGCAAACUGCAUCCAUAGUGCAAGCAGCCAUUGUAUGGUGGCAGGGGGACUGAGAACUUCUGUUGGUCAAACUGCAGCUCCCCACUUCUCUUUGGAUAUAAGAGGCGGCAUGUUGCAGCAGCUGUCAUUGCUUGCUGCUGGUGCUCAGCCAUGGCACCACAACAUAUGCACUGCACACUCACGUCGCUUUGCCUAUGCUGCAACACUUGCUAUAUAUGUCUAUGAGGCUGAGGAAGGAAGUAAUGAGUGGCAGUUGUUCAGCAUCCUGGCUGACCAUCGCAAAACCAUCACUUGUCUGGACUGGCAUCCCUGCAGUGAAGAUCUCCUGGCUAGUGCUGCAUUAGAUCAACGUGUCUGUGUUUGGAGUGUGAGCAGACAAUGUGUGCUGUAUGCCAUCAACAUAUGUCGGGUACCAACAGUGGUAGCUUGGUGCACUGGCCACAGGGACUUGCUGUCAUUCUCUACUCAAGUUGGGCCUCUUCAGCUGUGGGAUUAUGCUGAAAAUAGUGAGCCAUUUCCCUUCAGGGAGGACUAUGGUUACCCCCAUGCCAUUGUCUCCUAUCGCUGGCAUCCCACUGUUCCUGGGAGACUUGUGGUGGGACAUAAUGAUGGAAAAAUUACUGUUUACAGAGAAGAUGCUACUGUUUCCCACUGGAAUUCCAGAAUCCUUGACUCAGAAACAAGCAACAAUAAUAAUUCUUGUUGCAAUUUUACCAUUUCAGACCUGGGGAAGUCACGCUACUCUGCCUUUCCUGAUGGUGGAGAAGACACUGAUGACCACAAUCUAGUCACUCUGGAGUGGGAUACCUGCUCUCCUGAUUACAUUCUGGUGGCAUACCGGGGUGGAGCGCUGUGGCUGGUGGACAUCAACACCAUGCGGAUCAUCACUAAAUACAUCUUGCCUGUCUCUGCCAGCAUCAGCACUCUGGCCUGGCUGCCAGAUGCACCAGGAAUGUUUGUAACAGGAGAUGCUGAAAAAGGUAUUCUUCGUGUUUGGACCGUCAACAAGUCUACACCUGUGGAAACCUGUGUGUUGAAGGAUACAGGCUUUCAUGUCCUCUGUGCUACAAGAGUGGAGAGAGCCCCUGUAACACAGAAAAUACACCAAGACCUGAGUAAUGAUCUUGUCAGUGAAAGGAAGGGAUUAAUGGUUCCAAAUGUAGCCAUUGUAACUCUCUUCAAGGACGGGGGUGUUGGGCUCUACCAUCUUAGAAGAAAACAAUGGAUAUUCAAUAGAGAACAUGGACACACUGAGACAAUAUUUGACUGCAGUUUUAAGCCAGAAGAUAGUGAUUUGUUGGCAACUGGUUCCUUCGAUGGCUCAAUUAAGAUAUGGAAGAUAGAUACCCUAGAAGCUGUUGAUACCUUACCCAACUGCAGCACCAUCAUUUACUCAGUGUCAUGGGCACCAGCUGAUCUCAAUUGUAUAGUGGCCGGCACCUCAGGGGGUGAUGUGUUCAUCUGGGACGUAGGAAAGCACAAAAUACUACAAGACAUCACUUCACACAAAGAUAAGAAAGUGUUUUGUGUCACAUGGAAUCAGAAAGAUGCGAGACGAAUAGCAUCAGCAGGGGAGUCUGGGUUCUGCUAUGUGCACCAGGUGAGCGGAACACUACUGCAGGAUUACCGUCAUCCGGGUCCUGUGUACGGGUGUGACUGGCGUGAUGCAGAUGUGUUGGCCACAGGUUGCGAGGAUGGCAGGAUACGGAUCUUUUGUGUCACUAAGAAUAGGAAAGAUCCUGUGACAGAGCUGAAAGCUCACGCAAAAAAGGUGUUCCGUGUAAAGUGGAACCCUGUUUACGAUGAUAUUCUGUGCAGUGGAAGUGAUGACUCUUCUGUUCGAAUAUGGUCUUACUCAAAGGCCCAGUGUCUCAACAUCUUAGUGGGUCAUUCGGAUCAUGUCCGGGGCCUUGUGUGGUGUCCAGAAGUGCCCUUCCUUCUUAUAUCUGGCUCCUGGGACCGCACCAUGAGGGUGUGGGAUGCCCGCCAUGCCGCAUGCCUUGAUGUGGUGCUGGACCAUGGAGCAGAUGUGUAUGGAUUAAGCAUACAUCCAGUGCGGCCAUUCCUGCUGGCUUCAUGCUCUCGAGAUUCAACGAUGAGACUUUGGUCUUUGGCUUCUUUUGUGGCACCACUCUACUUGAAGGUUCUAGCAGGGAGACCAGAUGAUGAAAUAAUUAAAAUUAAUGAACCAAAGACUUUCUCAUCUGGCCUGCAUCUGUGUGGUCUUCGAGCUCAUCACCUCCAGGCAGCUCUUCAGAAAACAGAUGCAUCAUAUCAGCCCAACAAAAAGCUGAAGCUCUUUGCAGAUUUGUUCUGUGGAGAUGUGCGAGUGAGGAACCUUUGGGAUCUUGUUUACAUCUUGCAGGGACACACUGACAUCUCCCUUCUCUCACCCAAUUACACUCAGUCCAUCAUGCACCAUUCUCACAUAAUCAAGUGUUCCUUGGCUAUGGCUGCUGAGCAGGAAAUGGAUGCCAGUAGAGGCCAAGGUGUUGCUGGUAGAAAACACUCCAGUGCUGAGAGCCAGGAGGCUCUAGCAGAGUCAUACUUGAGGUGUGGAGCUGUACAGCAAUACUGUGAGCUGAUGACACGUCUCCAUCAGUGGGACCAUGCCCUUGCUCUGGCUCCAGCUGUCUCAGUGGACUACUGGCGUAAGCUGAUGACCAGGCAUGCAGAGCAGCUUUUGAGUGAUGAUAACGAAGCGUGUGUCCCGUACCUCUUGGCCACUCGUGAUGCAGAUAAACUCAUCAAUUUUCACAUUGGCCGAGGACACCUUGACAAAGCAUUCGCAGAAUGUAUAGCACUUAGCAAGAUGAGUCAUCACAACCGCAAAGGUGCUCCCCCUGAAGUACCUCCAAGAGCAGUGUCAGCAGAGAUCAAUGGCUUCAGCCUGGUGCAGGGGAGAACUGUUGAGUGUGCACGGCUGGUGGCUCAAUGGCAUCUCUUACAUGGUGCUCCCAUCAUUGCCUCCUGUGCCCUUCUGGCUGUUGAUGAUGUCAAGGGUGCCUUAUCAGUGCUCCUCCAAGGACACGAAUUAGAGUUGGUUGUUGCGGUUGGCCGCCUUCUAGGAUCUGAAGUUCCUCAAGGGGACAACACUGAUGCAGAAGAAAUAAAUUGUGUUGUAGAGACUGCAGUGCGCUACCUCACUUACCGUGCCAUUCGACUUUCUCUUUGGGAUUUAGCAAUUGAACUUGCACAAACACUGCCGGAAGGUGUGAAUCAGACCAUCUUGAAGGCUGAGGUCAUCCUGUCUCACACGGGUACACAGCAGGAGCGUGACACCCUAUAUGAAACAGCAAAAUUUCCUCCUCCAGCUGAAUGCUUUGAUAAAGCUGUUGGUUCUGUACAGGACCAAGUUCUUUAUUUAUUGCUCUCAACACAGCCACACAAAGGGAUUUCCAGGAGCAUAGAAUUUUUGCAAGAACAAAUAAAUGGAGGGAACCUUGACCGGAGCAGUGUUUGGUACGUGCUGCGACUGGUGCAGGCAGUGCCUCUGGUACACAGCACUGGAAAGUGGGCUGUUCCAGGGGAUGAGCGAGGAGCACUGUUGGCACUUUCUGCCUACCUGGGGGCUGUGAAGGCAGCCAUGCUGAAAUAUACCACUAUUGUGCCCUAUCUCCUCAGCCAUGCUAGCUACAUCCUAGAGAAGCAUCGACCUGCUGGAUGUGAAUUUCUUUCAGAACACAUCAAUACAGCAAGGACAAAAUGGGAAAAAGAAGAUUGUAGCUGGGACAUUGACACUAGCCAGGAUUUUGGCUUAUGGUGUGAUGUUGGCAUUACAAGAGUGAGUGGCUCACAUCUGCCUCGUCAUUCAGAUUCUCAGACAUGUUGUAUCACCAACCAGAUCAUAAAGGGACCCAGUUACUUUUUGGAGAAUGGAGAGUCAUCCAUGGGGCAGAAUGAUGCCCUGAUGUGGGCCAAGGUCCAUCCUUACUCACCAAUGGGCACUGGGUAUCGACUGAAUCCAUUCUGAUCAGCAGCUUAGUCUGUGUAGCCUACAAAGUCAUCAUCCAUUCAGCAAGGAGAGAUAAGUGAAGGGAAUUGUAUGUCCACUUGUAUUACUGAGUUUUUUUGAAAGGUGAGUCACAUUGCAAGGUGUGGUGGCUUUAUUGACCUGUUAAGUCUUUUAAGAAAUGUGGAUCUAGUAAGCCUUCAUUUCUAAAUGCUUCCUUUGAUAGGUCACUUUGAUCACUUUACCAUAAGUGAUUAACUCAUAAAGUGAACUUGCACAUAAGAAUUAAAUAUUUAAAUUAAGAUUAAAGUGUGUCAACUUUUUACUCAAACACAUGUAUUAUAACUGGACAGUAAUUGUUAUGUCAUGUUCACUGUCUACAUCAAAUAAUUUUUCAGAAUAACCACAUAUUGAAAUAUUUUGAAAUGCUUUUACAGUCAUGGUUAUGCAUAUUUUUCACUAUCUGUUGCUUCAUUUUUAUAAUAUCACUUCAGGUUUCUCUUAAUGCUGUCAGUCAAGUAUGUAAUGGAGCAUAUGCUUGUUGGCUGGCCAACAUUGGUUUCACAAACUGGUACUAAUGACAGAAAGCAUGUUAGCACAAGGUGAGCCUUUAUCCCCUCCUCCAAGUGAUAUGUACUAUAUUUGAGAUAACAGUCUGACUGUUAUUUAUUGUUGUGUGGAGUGAACCUUUGUUAAGAUGUGAGGUACAGACAAAUGCAAGUGUGCAUGUUUGAGAUAAUCAUAUUAUUAAUGACUUAGGUGGUCCAAAAAUAUUGACUCUGUGGUAUUAUUAGGAUAUUCAUCCUCUGUACUUUUAACCAGUUUAAAGAUCAUUUUAGUAAUCUUGUUUUCUCAUGAAACUACUUACCAUUUUUUUUUUUAAUAGAGUAUAUAAUAGUAUAUGCUUUUGCCAUUGCUUUUGGUGAUAGGUUAAAUGAUAAGCUAAUUUUUAACACUGAUAAAACUCACCUGGAAUAAAAACCCAGGUUAGGUGUGAGUCCAUCCAUAGAUAAAGCAGCCUUAACGUGAUACUUGACCUUCGUUAGGAAAUUUGCAACAGCUUAAGGUGCAUCACAUCAGCAUAGUGAUUCUUGAUGUUGAAGCAACCGUAGUUGUUGUUUGUGAUAGCACCUGCAACCAACUCAUCCUGACCCACCAUGUGUGCCACCAGGCUGUUGGCUUUUACCACCCAGCCUUAGCUGGCAUGGGUAGGUAUUGUGUUUAUAGCAGUGCCUGUUGAGUCGACUUCAAUUGAGUGUAUUCCUUUAUCAGCUACAAAAUGAAAAGCACAGCUGAUGUGUAUGUAACAAACAAAGAACAUUGUCACUCUGCCCUUGUGCAAAAUGUGGAUACUGUGUAUGUAGCUUCAACUAAGUCUUAGGAUAUCACAAUGAUACUGUAUUCACACAUCUUUUGCUUCCCUACCUCCAUUUGCCUGUUUGUUGUUGUUAUUAUUGACUUUAAGAACUGUGAUUGCCCUCCAGGCAGUGGAUCCUUUCAUUGUGUCAAGGAAUUGUAAUGUCUCCUGUAAUAAUUUGAACAGGCUCAGACACAAAAGUCUGAGAUUAUCAGAAGCAGCUGUGGAACAAGACAUGUUCCUUUUUAACAGAAGCAGCUUUGUCUCAUCCGCUGAACAUAGAGGAGCAGUAGCCAGACCCACACAGGACAUGAUGCUUCUCUCCAUUGAUGCAGGUUUCAUUUAUCCCUUUCCUUCUUUCACCACUGAUCCAGUACACAUUUACAAGCUGUUUUCAAGCACAAAUAAAAUACAAACCAUAAUAUAAAUAAUUUACUGAACACAAAAGUUUUAUAUGUUCUUAUAACUUACAGACAACAGUAUUUAUACUUGACCAGUUGUCUUGCAUAUAAAAUACUCAUCUCCACUCCUGGUAAAAAAAGUAGCAAUGAUUUCACAGCUGUCAUCACAUAGAACCUUUUAGCCUGCUAUGUGGUCUAAGAUAGAGCUCAUUUCACAUGCUUUGUUCCUCUUAUUUGUAAAUAUUUUCUCUAUCCAGAUACACUCACUUCAUAGCUGUAUUUCAGGUGAUUUCCUUUCUUACAAGUUUCAUAAUUUACCAGGUGUUUCUGAGUGAAAUUCUGAGAGCAAAAAUACUCAAUGUUGAAGUGCCAUGGAUCUUUAUUGAUUAUUGAUUGUUAGUAGUGCCUGACCUGGGUUGUUGAUUUUGUAAAGUGUAAUAUUUUAUUGUAAAUAUGAAAACCUAUGCACUUUAAGGCCUUAUAACUUAAGAAAUGUGUACAAAAUGUACUUUUCAAUUAAUUGCUAACCAUGAGCUUGCUUGAUAAAUACAUGAUUAUAGCAGUGUAAAUAUUGAAUUUAUUCAGAGGGAUUAGGAUAUGGUUUGAAAUGGAAGUGAUAAAAUAUAUCACAUGUGAGUCACUUAGCAUGGUGUGUGCUUGGCUGUGUGGCUCAGUGUGAGGAGCUGCCCCAUUGAUUGAUGCUUUUGCAGUGGCAAAUUCUGAACCAUCUUGUAUCUAGUAAAGAAAAUGAAGUUAUGGUAAUGAAUUACACAUAUUUGUAUGAAUUUGAAUAUUUAUUGUUGACUAUAUAUUGUUAAUUAUUCCAAAAUGGUUGUCCAGUGGGAAACAUUAUCAUUAUGAGGGUGAGAAAUAGAUAAAAAAGAAGGAUGAGUUGGAACUUUUUAUAUGCAGAUAUAUAUAUGUACUUUUUUUCCAGUUAGCUUUUUCUCCAAUCACUGAUAGCAUACAUUAAUGAAACAAACCAUACAUAUAAUGUUAGUAGAUGUAAGCAUUGCAAUACAUAGUUCAUAAAGGCAUAGGAUUGUUGCAGUGACCACAUUCCUACAGUGAGACAAGGCAUGAUGUCUUUCCUCUGUUAUUGCACCUGUAAAGGGGAUGUCAGUCUUGUCUUUAAAUAGAUAUUUGAUAUUACUUUCUAUUUAUCUGAUUAUUCUCUCUCUCUCUCUCUCUCUCUCUCUCUCUCUCUCUCUCUCUCUCUCUCUCUCUCUCUCUCUCUCUCUCUCUCUCUCUCUCUCUCUCUCUCUCUCUCUCUAUUUCUUUAUUUCAUCACAAAGGAUCUAACCAACUGAUAUUGUCCCACAGAACUUUGAUAUUGUAAAACAUUCCAUUGGAUACCAAAAAAAAUUAAUAUAAUAGAAUUGGUCUAAUGUCUUGGCAUCUGAUAGUAUCUGAUGGGAAUAUUAUUCAGAAUGUAGGCCUAAAUAGUUUUUAAUGAAGGAUAAAAAUUAAAAUUAUGAUGAGACUAAUGACUUGAUACUGUAGUUGAUGACUGAAUGAAUAUUUUGAAGAAGAAGCAAAACAAAUAAGAGCAAAAAUGUGUGUUUGGAGCCUAUGUAUAUUCAAGUGUACAUGCCUUAUCACCCCACUCACUGCAGUGCUCCCAAACUUGAGUAGUUUGUGCAGCCUUUUCUUGUGUGUGGACACUGCAUGCAUGAAUUAGUACUUCAGGGUUUGCAUUAGCCAUUUGGUGGCCUUGAAUUGUGUGUGAAAUAGAUAUGUAAUAUUUUUUACUGGUCAUUCAUCAUAUACUUUCCAACAAUUUAGUACAUUUCAUGAGUCUGAAAUUUUGUUACUGUUGGUGGUCCUCAUCUUGUACAUUGAACUGUGACCAGUUAACACUGAAGUUCUCUAAUGGCACUGAUCAUAGCAAGUACCUCUUUCAAUCCAGAAAGGUCAUAAGUAUAAUAUAAAGGUCAGAUAUUGAUUUUAUUCCUCCAUUAUGAAAUCAAUAUUGUAAUAUUGUGCUGAGAAGCUGUAGACCUGAGAUGAUAGUGCAGUUGGGAAAAAGAAAAAAAAAAAAUCAGAUAUCCUGGUUCUGUCUGACACUUGUUGAAGGUAGCAGUGUCAGAACAUGACUGCAAACAUUCAUCAGAUCCUAUAGCAUGAUGCACUGAGUGAUGUAGCUUACCACCAUCUCCUAGUGAAUUGCACAUCAGGCAGGCCUUCACAUAGCACUAAAAGCAUAUACCACAGAAUGUUAAUUGUAAUAGAAAGUAUUAUAAUGUGCAAGUUGGGAAAAUUGAAGCUGCCCAUGAAAAACACACACACACACACACACACACACACACACACACACACACACACACACACACACACACACACACACACACACACACACACACACACAUGGACAGUAAUUUGAAGUAUCACAGAUGUAGAUGUUCAAUGCAAGCACAUUCUCCCAUGUAUUAUAAUUUGGUAAAUAUGACAAGUUCACACACACACACACACACACACACACACACACACACACACACACACACACACACACACACACACACACAGAGCUUGUGGUUAAACUGUAACCAGUAACCACUGCUUUAGGUCUUAGAAAAGUCAUGGGGCUCCAUGAGAAAGUUUUGAAGGGUAUGUUUUAACAUCAACCCGUCAUUGUUUUUUGAGUGAUAGUUUGCUAAAUAUAUUGAUUAGCCAAACCCAAAGAAUAUUGUGGUUUUCAUGCUCACAGAUAAGUGUUCAACAUUUAUGAUAAGAGUACUAAAUACAAAUAUAUAUGUACCUGUUUAAAAAAUUA